AUGGCCUCUAGCGCACCUAUCGCGACCGCCCCCGUGGCCGUCCACAAGACUGUCGGUGGGAACGCGGCGUUCCAUAAUUUCCAUAACGACUUUGCUCAUAUCUCUGACCCGAAUGAGAGGAGGCGCUUGGCUCUCGCCGAGAUCGAUAAGGCCCCGUUUGGGUGGUACCAUGUGCGCGCGGUAGUUGUGGCGGGCAUUGGCUUCUUCACUGAUGCUUACGAUAUUUUCGCCAUCAACCUGGUCACCGGCAUGCUCGGGCUCGUCUAUUGGGAAAAUGGCAAGAUCCCCGAGUCGUCCGACACGGCCAUCAAGGUGUCGACCUCCGGCGGGACCGUCAUCGGGCAGCUGCUCUUUGGGUGGCUGGCCGACGUGGUGGGCAGGAAGAAGAUGUACGGGCUCGAGCUGAUCAUCAUUAUCGCGACGACGCUGGCACAAGCACUGUCGUCGGAGUCGCACUCCAUGCACAUUGUGGGCCUGUUGGUAUUUUGGCGUGUCAUCAUGGGCAUUGGUAUCGGAGGAGAUUACCCCCUGUCGUCGAUUAUCACCGCUGAAUUCGCAACCACGAAAUGGCGCGGCGCCAUGAUGGGCGCCGUCUUCGCCAUGCAGGGCAUCGGCCAGCUCGGCGCAGCCCUCAUGGCACUCAUCGUGACCGUCGCCUUCAAGUCGCAGACCAUCACCGCCAACCACCCCAGCGAGUGCGGCGACGCCUGCAAGACCGCCGUCGACCGCAUGUGGCGCAUCAUCAUCGGCUUCGGCGCCGUCCCCGGCUGCAUCGCGCUCUACUACCGCCUGACCAUCCCCGAGACGCCGCGCUACACCUUCGACGUCGCGCGCGACGUCGAGCAGGCCGACGCCGACGUCAGCGCAUACCUUGGCGGCAAGCCCUCCGGCGACGUCGACGAGAUCCGCCGCGUCGAGACCAUGCAGGCGCGCGCGCAGCUCGAGGUGCCCAAGGCCUCAUGGGCCGACUUCUGCCGCCACUACGGCCAGUGGCAGUUCGGCAAGAUCCUCCUCGGGACUGCGGGCUCUUGGUUCCUCCUCGACGUGGCCUUCUACGGCCUCGGUCUCAACACGUCCAUCAUCCUCGCCGAGAUCGGCUACAGCGCCAAGGACAACGUGUACCAGAAGCUGUACAACAACGCCGUCGGAAACCUCAUCCUCGUGUGCGCCGGCGCCAUCCCGGGCUACUGGGUGACGGUCUUCACGGUCGACACCAUCGGCCGCAAGCCCAUCCAGCUCGGCGGCUUCGUGAUCCUCACCAUCCUCUUCUGCGUGCUCGGCUUCGCCUUCCACAGCAUCUCGUCCUCGGGCCUGCUGGCGCUGUACGUGCUGUGCCAGUUCUUCUUCAACUUUGGGCCGAACGCCACCACCUUCUUGGUCCCCGGCGAGGUGUUCCCGACGCGCUACAGGUCCACGUCGCACGGCAUCUCGGCGGCCAGCGGAAAGGUCGGCGCCAUCAUUGCGCAGGUGCUCAUCGGCCCGCUCAGGACCAGGGGCGCCACCGAGAAGAAUGCCAGUCCGUGGUUGAACCAUGUCAUGCAGAUCUUUGCCGCGUUUAUGUUUGCGGGUAUCUUUACGACGCUGCUGAUUCCGGAGACUGCGAAUGAUGGGGGGCUAACAAAGAUGCAGAAACGCAAAACACUAGAGCAGCUCUGCGAGGAACUCUACGGCGAGGGCAUCGCAAGCGAGGAGAAAGCGCUCGCCGCCGCCGGCGGCGGUCCCAUCGAGCCGUCAACUGUGCUUCCUCCGGCGGCGCCGACGGAGAAAUUAUAG
This is a messenger RNA of Morchella sextelata, 1773 nucleotides long. RefSeq lists its product as uncharacterized. Lineage: Eukaryota; Fungi; Ascomycota; Pezizomycetes; Pezizales; Morchellaceae. Gene Ontology annotation, molecular function: phosphate transmembrane transporter activity. Gene Ontology annotation, biological process: transmembrane transport; phosphate ion transport. The record is from RefSeq and is a predicted model, not a curated record. Gene Ontology annotation, cellular component: membrane. The transcript is spliced from 5 exons. Bases 1 to 1773 code for a protein of 590 amino acids.